UCACUCAACGCACGAGGCUGCCGUUUCUCUGAAGUAUGACGGUUUCAAUGUUUUCUCCAGUGAACUAGUGAAGUGAUGGACGAUUGUCUGAAACGCCUUGAAAGGCGCUUCUUGAACAUGUAUCCACUUAAGUUACUUUCACCUGAUGUUGAUGCGAUCAUAGAAAAAGCCAGUGAGAUGGGUUCUGAUUGGCAGAAGGAUAUUAUUAACAGUACGGUGAAACAUCCACUUAAUAUGAAGCACGAGAUUGACCUGAAAUAUGAACACGCGUUCCUCAAGCUGGUUAUAUCGAGGCUGGAAAGUGAAGGGAUAGAAGUCUGUGAUGAACUGUAUGAAAAUCUUUGUAAUCUUCUGUCUUACCAAAAGGAACAAGACACUGUCUUUAAACAUUACAUAUUGGAUGAUACUUCCAGUACCUGCAUUAGUCUGAAAGAGAGCAGAAAUAUAAUUUCUCAAGGAACAACUGGUCUGCACAGCUGGCAGGCUGCACAAGCUCUUGCAGAUUGGUGUCUCAGUCAUUCAGAAGAACUACGUGAUAAAGAAGUACUGGAACUUGGAAGUGGAGUGGGCCUCACUGGAAUAACAACAGUUUUGUGUUGCGAACUGCAGAGUUACAGUUUUUCUGACUGCCAUGCAGCUGUUCUGAGCACUUUGUGUGAAAAUGUUUUGCUGAAUUUAAGUACUCCGAACGAAAAAGACUGCCACAGGUUUGUGGAUAAUGUCACAAAAACAACGGAAAAUACAUUGCUCAGAAUUAAGCAUAAAAAUACUGAUGUUGCAGUCAUGAAUCUCCCAUGGGCAGAUGUCACUAAAAAUACAGUACCAGAAGUGGAUUUUGUGCUGGCAGCAGAUGUUGUGUAUGACACAAGCACAUUUACUGAGCUUUGUCAAGCAUUAAAGAAUCUUUUACACGAUCAAAAAACAGUAGCCAUUAUUGCGUGUACUGUACGAGAUCAAAAUACACUACAGCAGUUUCUGCACAUACUUGCACAGUAUGAGAUCAAAAUAGUACAGAUAGAUGUUCCUUCUAGUAGGCCUACCCACUUUUUGCUGCCUCAAGAUGUGUUGGUGAAUAUCUACAGACUCCAAAGCUCAGGCCAGUAGACACAUAAUUGAGAACAGGGAAUUGUUUCGUGGAAGAGACAUUAGAAGCUGUGAUGCAGGCUGCAACACUUACCUGUAUUCAAACUGUGUUCAUGUGGGUUAUGAUGAUAGCAAAUAUUAAAAUGUGUUUCUAUGGACUGUGAAA
Messenger RNA from Schistocerca cancellata (South American locust), 1249 nucleotides. Its product is annotated as protein-lysine N-methyltransferase EEF2KMT. The transcript has 6 exons. The coding region runs from base 76 to 1104 and encodes 342 amino acids. NCBI's taxonomy places the organism in Eukaryota, Metazoa, Arthropoda, Insecta, Orthoptera, Acrididae. The record is from RefSeq and is a predicted model, not a curated record.